Microtus oregoni (creeping vole) is the source of this 4181-nucleotide messenger RNA. RefSeq names its product collagen type VIII alpha 2 chain (gene Col8a2). The record is from RefSeq and is a predicted model, not a curated record. The transcript is spliced from 4 exons. Bases 209 to 2308 code for a protein of 699 amino acids. Gene Ontology annotation, molecular function: protein binding. Lineage: Eukaryota; Metazoa; Chordata; Mammalia; Rodentia; Cricetidae.
CGGGGUAGCGGGCAGAGCAACGCAGAGUUCCAGGGGCUCGGACCGGACCCCGACGACGCCCCGGCCCCGAGCCUGCGCCAUCUGGGUCGCCCUCGAGAACCGGAGCGCCCCUCGGAGGCCUCCCUGCAGGCCCUGCUUCUGCUACGACCUUCGUGGCCCCUCCCACCAAAAAAAAAAAAACAACCCAAAAAGCGCAUCCACAGAGGCCAUGCAGGGGGCUCCGAUGACCCUGCCUUCGCUGCUAUUGUUGCUGUUGGGGUGUGGGCCAAGAGUGUCCUCUGGCGGCGGAGUUGGGGGCGCAGCAGGCUAUGCCCCGGUAAAGUACGUGCAGCCCAGGCAGAAAGGACCAGUGGGACCGCCUUUCCGCGAGGGCAAGGGCCAGUACCUGGAAAUGCCUCUGCCGCUGCUGCCAAUGGACUUGAAAGGAGAGCCGGGCCCCCCUGGGAAGCCAGGACCUCGGGGUCCCCCUGGGCCUCCUGGCUUUCCAGGAAAGCCAGGCACAGGAAAACCUGGGCUUCAUGGGCAGCCAGGCCCUGCUGGCCCCCCUGGCUUCUCCCGGAUGGGCAAGGCUGGUCCCCCAGGGCUCCCAGGGAAGGUUGGACCACCAGGACAGCCAGGAUUGCGGGGAGAGCCAGGGAUACGAGGGGACCAGGGCCUCCGGGGACCCCCAGGACCCCCUGGCCUUCCUGGUCCUUCAGGCAUUACUGUCCCUGGAAAACCAGGUGCCCAGGGAAUGCCAGGGCCUCCAGGAUUUAGGGGGGAGCCAGGACCCCAGGGAGAGCCUGGACCCCGAGGUGAUAGGGGUCUCAAGGGGGAUAAUGGGGUAGGCCAGCCAGGGCUUCCUGGGGCCCCUGGGCAGUCAGGUGCCCCUGGGCCCCCCGGGCUACCUGGUCCAGCUGGCUUGGGCAAACCAGGUUUGGAUGGGAUACCAGGAGCCCCAGGAGACAAAGGCGAUUCUGGUCCCCCUGGGGUUCCAGGCUCUAGGGGAGAGCCAGGAGUUAUGGGUCCAAAAGGCCCCCCUGGGGUAGACGGUGUGGGGGUGCCAGGGGCAGCAGGUAUACCAGGGCCACAGGGCCCAGCAGGAGCUAAAGGGGAGCCAGGGCUCCGGGGCCCCCCUGGAUUAAUAGGCCCUAUUGGCUAUGGGAUGCCAGGAAAACCGGGACCUAAGGGAGAUAGGGGCCCAGCUGGGGCCCCAGGGCUUUUGGGGGACAGAGGUGAGCCAGGAGAGGAUGGGGAGCCAGGAGAGCAGGGUCCACAGGGCCUUGGGGGUCCACCUGGCCUUCCUGGGUCUGCAGGGCUUCCUGGUAGACGUGGGCCUCCUGGACCCAAGGGAGAGGUAGGACCUGGAGGUCCCCCAGGAGUGCCUGGCAUUCGGGGUGACCAAGGGCCUAAUGGUCUGGCAGGGAAGCCUGGGCUCCCUGGUGAGAGGGGACUUCCUGGACCUCACGGACCCCCUGGACCAACUGGACCCAAGGGUGAGCCAGGUUUUACAGGUCGCCCUGGAGGGCCAGGGGUGGCAGGAGCCCUUGGACAGAAAGGUGACCUGGGGCUUCCUGGGCAGCCUGGCUUGAGAGGCCCCUCUGGAAUCCCAGGACUGCAGGGCCCAGCUGGCCCUAUUGGGCCCCAGGGUCUGCCAGGCCUAAAGGGUGAACCAGGCCUUCCAGGGCCUCCAGGAGAGGGAAAAGUGGGGGAACCUGGCACUGCUGGGCCCACAGGACCCCCUGGAGUCCCUGGCUCCCCAGGACUCACAGGUCCUCCUGGGCCCCCUGGGCCUCCUGGCCCUCCUGGUGCCCCUGGAGCCUUUGACGAGACUGGUAUUGCAGGCUUGCAUCUGCCCAACGGUGGAGUGGAGGGGGCUGUACUGGGCAAGGGGGGAAAGCCACAGUUUGGGCUGGGGGAGCUGUCAGCACAGGCUACUCCGGCCUUCACCGCUCUGCUCACCUCCCCCUUCCCUGCCUCAGGCAUGCCAGUUAGGUUUGACCGGACUCUCUACAAUGGUCACAGCGGCUACAACCCAGCUACUGGUAUCUUCACCUGCCCUGUGGGAGGUGUCUAUUACUUUGCUUACCACGUGCAUGUCAAGGGCACCAAUGUGUGGGUGGCCCUGUACAAGAACAACGUGCCGGCCACCUACACCUACGACGAGUACAAGAAGGGCUAUUUGGACCAGGCGUCUGGAGGGGCUGUGCUCCAGCUGCGGCCCAAUGACCAGGUGUGGGUACAGAUGCCCUCAGACCAGGCCAACGGCCUCUACUCCACUGAGUACAUCCACUCCUCCUUCUCAGGAUUCUUGCUCUGUCCCACAUAACCCGUGGGGGGCCCUGCUGCCCUGGCUUCCUCCUCUUUAGCGAUAGAGAGACCUUUCCAGUUCUAGAGACUGCCAUUUGAAGAAAACAACCAACAGCUCAACAGAGGUGGCGGCGGCCUUGGCCCGAGGAGACGGACCUGUUUUCCCCGUCUGUAGGCCGAAGUGGGUUCUGGAAGAGGUUGGCCUAAUUUUCUUUCCCCCGGUGCACUGUAGGGGUUGUACCCUGUUCUGGACCUGCCUGGUCUGCAGGCAGCACCCUGGAGCACUCAGUCCGGCCCCCAUGUGAGCCCUGGAAGCUGUUGGGAGAGAUGAUUUUCCUGUUGGCAUUAGACGCACGGAACGGGCCAGGGGUGAUGCCUGUGUUCACUGGGCCUCUUCCAGCUCCCCGGAGGCCUCCAGCAAAUGACAUUAGGUUCCCUGAAGUCUUUGUUUCCUUUUGGGGGGAAGGAAGAAGGGAAUGGGGGACCUGGAGGCAGUCAGUUUGACUAGACCCCCGGAAUGAUCCUGGUGGGGAAAGUUGUGUGGCCUUUGCUACUGGCCCCUGAAAGACUCCAGAAGCAACCGUCUGUAGAGGUCUGUGAGGGGACAGGGGCAUGGGUCUGAGGCAGUCUGGUAGCUCUUCUAUUUCCCUGGCUAUCCCCAUUGGCGCUGGCUUUUUAACGUGAGGGUGGACAGCCCUGGGCUGAGAUGGAACUCUGUAGUAUCCCUGCGAUUGCAGAGCCAACCAGGACAAGUGAUCAGCAGACACGAGUGCCCCUCCCUCUUUCCUCUCACCCGCUGGGGGUAGGCUAAUUUUCUCAUCAUCAGACCGUUAGGGGACCCUUGCCAACCCCAAACCGAGUGUCUUCAAGAGCGCCUGUCUCUGGCCCUCUGCGCAGAGGCACACGGUGAAGACUUAAUAAGAACUGUGCUGUAGAGAUUUAGUGUCUGCCGGAGGGGCUCAUCUGUGGGCACUUCCUUCUCUCCGCCCUCUGCUUCCAAUUUCCUGUUCUAAGCAGGGUAGGGCCCAAGAGGCUGAGGCUCUGAAAGAAAGGAUGCCAGCAGGCCCCACUGGAAUGAGCUGGCUUUGGAGGCUUCCACCACCCUCCCUAAUCACAAUGCUCCUGCAGGGAAACAGGCGAGCUUGCUUCCUAGCUCCUUGGCCCCCAGUUCAGGCUGGGGUCAAUGCUGGGAGCAGGGAUGGCCGAUACUCUUACCUGUGUAAGGAUGGCUGCUUUCUCCGUGGUCCAUGACCUUCCUCAGUUCUCACCUAGUCAGCCUGCAUCACUGUACCGAGUGUGAAUCUGGGACAUUCAAGAGGCAACCCAUCUUGUGCUCCAGUUUGUGUCCAUUCAGCUGUGCCUGCCCAUGGGCUGAGGGCCCAGGGCCCAGCCUCCUCCCCUGCAAAGCAGCCUAGUUAACUGCUUACUUCCGCUCCCAAAGUGGGAGCCUGCCCCUGUCAGCAAGGAAAAGCUCUGUCCAGGGCUCAGUGUGCUUUUCUGCCCAAGAGAACCAAUUAGUGAGUCAGAGCAUCCCUGCUGGGCCUUUUGUUCAGCCUCCUCCUUCCUGGGGUCAAAGCCACUAAUCUGACGUGUUAGGGAUGAGUUCUGAUGGGCAGUGGUUAGUUGACUCUGAGGGAGCCCCAAAAGUUGUAUCAGCGGAGCUGCUGGACUCUACCCUGAAGCCUUUAGGGAAGGGUGGCGAUUUUGCAGUGUUUGUGGGUGGGAGCUGUAGGUGUCAUUGAGCAAUUCUGACAAACAGUGUCAGGCUUUAACAUGACGACUACACUUACCUUGUGCAUUUUUGUAUUCUGGCUUUUUUUUUUUUUAAUUAGGUUUUUCCACUUGUGAUUUCAUUUCUACCCUGGUGUAGGAAGUUUCUCUCUACUUAUCAU